AUGGCGGCCGCACGCUCUGGGCCGCUGCUACCGCAGCUGCUACUGCCUCUCGUCGUCUGCGUCCUCUGCUCCCUCUCGACGCCGGGCGCCGCGCAAAAGACCAAAGAGGUGACGGAGCAAGUGCAGCAGCUGAUGGAGUGGACGGUGCGACGCUCGGUCAUCCGCCUCAACGGGGACAAGUUCCGGCGCUACGUGAAGGCGCCGCCGCGGAACUACUCGGUGGUCAUCAUGUUCACGGCCCUCGAGCCUCAGAGGCAGUGCGGGGUCUGCAAGCACGCCAACGAGGAGUUCCAGAUCCUGGCAAACUCGUGGCGGUAUUCGGGGUCCUACUCCAGCCGGCUCUACUUCAUGGUGGACUUUGACGAGGGCUCGGACGUCUUCCAGCAGCUGAACAUGAACUCGGCCCCCACCUUCAUGCACUUCCCGGCCAAGGGCCGCCCAAAGCGAGCCGACACCUUUGACCUCCAGCGCAACGGCAUCAUGGCCGAGCAGCUGGCCAAGUGGAUCAGCGACCGCAGCGAGGUCACGAUUGAUCGUAUCGAUCGGUGA
Molecule: messenger RNA, 549 nt
Organism: Lethenteron reissneri (Far Eastern brook lamprey)
Lineage: Eukaryota; Metazoa; Chordata; Hyperoartia; Petromyzontiformes; Petromyzontidae
Product: tumor suppressor candidate 3-like
Cellular component (GO): oligosaccharyltransferase complex
Source: RefSeq, a predicted model, not a curated record